AUGCUGUCAUCUCCAGUUCUAGUGCUCUCCAUUUUACUGUUGCCUGCCAGCUAUACUACAUGGUACCCUACAGACCUUGACAUUUAUGUGCCUCUUCACACCUUCCAUUACCUUACCUGGUUGUUAAACAACCAUGGCUACUCCUCUGUGUCUGAAGGUGCUGUUAAUCAUUUGACCUAUUCUUACUCAAAGAUUGCCAGCAUCUACACCUUCUCCAAUGGUGUUUGUAUGAUGGAUGUCAUCAUAUCCAAAACCUCUGCAGCAUUCUCUCCUCUUUUCCAGUUUCACUCUACCGCCUUAAUGAAUUUUGUCAGUCAUGACCAGAUCUUCUGUGUGUAUCCAUCCCUCACUCUGCACCAUCUGUCCCUUAUCAAUCCUGGGCUUUUAUAUGCCAACUGCUUCAGUGACAAGCACAUUGAUGCUCUCCAGAAAUAUGUCCUGCAUGGUUUCAAACAUGUCUGUUGUGCCAAUGUGCAUGACAGGGGUGGCUAUUGCAGAUCCAAAUGCCACUCAAUCACUGACACUGAUUGCUUGUGGAUCAACACUCAGUCCCUCCCUCAAGCAUGCACAUUGCUGGGACAUAUUUUCUUGCAGUACAGCAUCGUGAAUGUCAAUUGGCUCCUGGGUGGAAGGGUGUGCAGUUCAGCAGGUGGUUUUCUUUGGCCAUGA
This is a messenger RNA of Pisolithus orientalis, 669 nucleotides long. RefSeq lists its product as uncharacterized. The record is from RefSeq and is a predicted model, not a curated record. Bases 1 to 669 code for a protein of 222 amino acids. Lineage: Eukaryota; Fungi; Basidiomycota; Agaricomycetes; Boletales; Pisolithaceae. The transcript has a single exon.